This is a messenger RNA of Morone saxatilis (striped sea-bass), 4774 nucleotides long. RefSeq names its product Janus kinase 2b (gene jak2b). The coding region runs from base 579 to 3941 and encodes 1120 amino acids. Gene Ontology annotation, biological process: hemopoiesis; intracellular signal transduction; cell differentiation. NCBI's taxonomy places the organism in Eukaryota, Metazoa, Chordata, Actinopteri, Moronidae. The record is from RefSeq and is a predicted model, not a curated record. The transcript has 24 exons. Gene Ontology annotation, molecular function: ATP binding; histone binding; cytokine receptor binding. Gene Ontology annotation, cellular component: cytosol; membrane; cytoskeleton.
GUGGGAGAGGCUGGUUUGUUGACCGACUUCGGCUGCGUUGUUGCUGCAACUGGCAAAACCAGCUAGGCUCCCUUACCAGAGUUAAAGCUUUUCAUUUGGCAAGAUGUCAGCAAUGUAAUGUAAUGUCUCGUCGCACAGCUGAUGCCACGGGUUCCGGCUCUUGAAGAUGAUUGCCAUCAGAUAAAUCCCCUGUUAUCGGAGGAAUUUGUAACACAGCACGACGUGGUUUUAGCUAGCAAUAGCUUAAGUUACAAGAUUGACAAGAUAGACGGCUGAAGUUCCUCCGGAGGGAGAUGGGUAACACAAGGCUGCCCACAGGUAGCUUAUGUAGCAGGUCGGCCAGCUGAGUGCGACAUGGAAAUAGGAAUAUUUCCAGAUGGCUUUCGUCCAUAAAAUCAAUCCCCAUUCUUACAGAAACUUGUGUGAGUGCCGACCUUAAAGAAGUGAAGCAGCAGUGUCAAAGGACGUAAGCUAGCUGUCAAACUCUCGCUCGCCCUGGCUACUCCGCUGGCCUAAGAAGCUAGCAGCUAGCUGGCUAGCCGCACGUCUGGCUCCUCUACCAAAGGUUCGUGUUGUUGAUGGCCUCCCUGCCAGCCAUGGACACUGUGACUGACACAUGCCUCGCAGUGCACCAAAACGGGGCCGUCCAUCGGGAAACCCCACACACAAGGCCAGCCGCUGCUGUUCUGAGACUCCAUUUCUACCACAGCAGCCAAGGACUGACCGACUGCAGCUCCCUCAGCUACCCACCUGGAGACUAUGUGGUUGAGGAGCUGUGUAUAGACGCAGCCAAGGCUUGCAGUAUAUCACCUCUGUACUGCAGCCUUUUUGGUCUCUUCCGAGAGCGAGACCGCUUGUGGUUUUCACCCAACCACAUCUUCCAGCUCGACGAAUUGGCUUCAGAAGAUGUGUUUUUCAGAAUAAGGUACUACUUCCCUGGCUGGUACAGUGGUGGGGCAUCCCGGGCAUAUCGAUAUGGGGUCGCCAAGGGGUCAGAAAGCCCUGUCCUUGAUGACUUUGUUAUGUCGUACCUCUUCUCUCAGUGGAGGAAUGACUUUGUCAAUGGCUUGGUGAAGAUCCCCAACUCCCAUGAGACUCAGGAAGAGUGCCUCGGUAUGGCUGUGCUCGACAUGACAAGAACAGCCAAGGAGAGACAGAUGUCACCGCUGGACAUCUACCACACUAUAAGUUACAAGUCCUUCUUGCCAAAAGACAUAAGAGCUCAGAUCCAGGACUGCAACUUCUUAACACGCAAGCGAAUCCGCUUCCGCUUCAAGCGCUUCAUCCAGCAGUUCAGUCAGUGUCGGACAACAGCGCGUGACCUCAAGCUCAAGUACCUCAUCAGCAUGGAGUCCCUGGAGAAGGCCUUCUUCACAGAGACCUUCCAGGUUAAGGAACCGUCCACCGGACAGCUCAUCAUCCUGGUAGCAGCGGACAGUGGCAUCCAGUGGUGUCGAGAAAAACUGAAAGAUUCUGACCAGGAGCUGCAGACCUUGUGUGACUUCCCCGACGUCACUGACAUCAGCAUCAAACAGGCCAGCAAGGAGGGUGCUGCAGAGAGUCGGGUUGUCACCAUCAACAAGCAAGAUGGCAAGAAUCUGGAGCUGGAGUUCCCCAGCCUGUCUGAAGCCCUCUCCUUUGUGUCCCUCAUUGAUGGCUACUAUCGGCUGACUACAGACGCACAUCACUACCUGUGUAAAGAAGUGGCUCCUCCUAGGCUUGUGGAGGCCAUCGCCUCCCACUGCCAUGGCCCCAUCUCAAUGGAGUUUGCUAUCAACCGGCUUCAGAAGUGUGGAAACAAGCAAGGCUUGUACAUUUUGAGAUGUAGCCCUAAAGACUUCAACAAGUAUUUUCUAACUUUCCCUGUUGAGGUGUAUGAUGCCGUGGAAUAUAAGCACUGCCAGGUAACUAGGUCUACCAGCGGGGAGUUUAACCUCAGCGGAACCAAAAGAAACUUCAGCAGCUUGCAGGAACUACUCAGCUGCUACCAAAAGGAAACUGUGCGCUCUGACAGCGUCAUUUUCCAAUUCAGCAAGUGCUGUCCACCUAAAGCCAAAGAAAAGUCAUGCCUCCUCAUAUGCAGGAGUAACAAGGGCUCCGAAGUGCCUCUAUCUCCGUCACUACAUCGACACAACAUCAGCCAAAUGGUGUUUCACAAGAUCAGGAAAGAAGAUCUGGAAUUUAUGGAGAGUCUAGGUCAAGGGACAUUUACCAAGAUCUUCAAAGGGGUCCGCAAGGAGCUGGGAGACUAUGGACUCGUGCACCAGACCGAAGUAGUUAUGAAAGUCCUGGACCAGGCCCACAGGAAUUACUCUGAGUCUUUUUUUGAAGCUGCCAGCAUGAUGACCCAGUUGUCCCAUAAGCACCUGAUCCUUAACUAUGGCGUGUGUGUCUGCGGAGAAGAAAAUAUCAUGGUGCAGGAGUAUGUGAAGUUCGGCUCGCUGGACACCUACCUGAAGAAGAACAAGAACUCGAUAAACAUCCUGUGGAAGCUGGAGGUGGCUAAGCAGCUGGCCUGGGCCAUGAACUUCCUGGAAGAAAAGCAUCUUGUCCACGGGAAUGUCUGCGCAAAAAACGUUCUUUUGAUCAGAGAGGAUGACCGGAGAGCUGGGAACCCCCCCUUCAUCAAACUGAGUGACCCUGGCAUCAGCAUCACUGUCCUGCCAAAAGAAAUCCUGAUUGAGAGGAUCCCUUGGGUGCCCCCUGAGAGUAUCGAGGACCCUGCCAACCUGAGCCUGGCUGCAGACAAGUGGAGCUUUGGCACCACAUUAUGGGAGAUCUGCAGUGGUGGGGAGAAACCUUUAGCAUCACUGGACAACUCUAAGAAAAUCCUGUUCUACGAGGACCACCACCAGCUCCCUGCACCAAAGUGGACCGAACUGGCUAAUCUGAUCACCAGCUGCAUGGACUACGAGCCCACGUUCAGGCCCACGUUUCGUGCCAUUAUCCGUGACCUCCACAGCCUGUUCACACCAGACUAUGAGUUGAUCGUGGACAGUGACAUCCUGCCAAACCGGACAGUGGCCACUGGCUGGUCGACUGGGGGUUUUGAGAGUCAGGAGCCAGCCCAGUUUGAAGAGAGACACCUCAUAUUCUUACAGCAGCUGGGCAAGGGAAACUUUGGCAGCGUGGAGAUGUGUCGGUAUGACCCGCUUCAGGACAACACUGGAGAGGUCGUGGCCGUGAAGAAACUCCAGCACAGCACUGCCGAGCACAUACGAGACUUUGAGCGAGAGAUCGAGAUCCUGAAAUCUCUGCAGCACGAGAACAUUGUCAAGUACAAAGGCGUUUGCUACAGUGCAGGACGACGAAAUCUCCGCCUCAUAAUGGAAUAUCUGCCGUAUGGAAGUCUGCGAGAUUACCUCAUGAAAAACAAAGACAGGAUCGACCACAAGAAGCUUGUGCAUUACACUUCUCAGAUCUGCAAGGGUAUGGAGUACCUGUCAAGUAAGAGGUAUAUCCACAGAGACCUGGCAACACGAAAUAUCCUCGUGGAGAGUGAGCUGAGGGUGAAGAUCGGAGAUUUCGGCCUCACUAAAGUUCUGCCUCAGGACAAAGAGUACUACAUGGUCAAAGAGCCAGGAGAGAGUCCCAUAUUCUGGUAUGCCCCUGAGUCGUUGACUGAGAGCAAGUUCUCUGUGGCGUCAGAUGUCUGGAGCUUCGGCGUGGUGCUCUAUGAGCUCUUCACACACAGUGACAAGAACAGCAGCCCUCCUGCAGUUUUUAUGUCUAUGAUGGGAAAUGACAAGCAGGGACAGUUGAUUGUCUAUCACCUCAUUGAGCUCCUCAAAUCAGGCAGCAGGCUGCCUGAACCUCUGGGAUGCCCCACAGAGAUACAAGAGAUCAUGGAGGAGUGCUGGAGCAACGACCCCGGCCUGCGUCCUUCUUUCAAGGAGCUCGCUCUGCGUAUCGACCUGUUCAGGGACAGUAAGGAGUUUUAAAGUCAAAAAUCACCCAAAGUGCCGUGCUCCUCUUCAGCCGAGCCGCUCUUAACAUUGUUGCCUUGUUUGUGGCAAAAGGACAAAGGUCGAAGCAAGGUCCUUCUCCUGCUGAGUGCCAGCGUGUGGCAGAGCAGCUUGUGGCUGGAAGGGUGGUGGUUUGAAACUAGGACCAGCUCAAAAACUACUGCCAAGGUGCCUUUUAAGCAAGGCACUCAACCCCCAUUUCUAAAGUGGAGCGGCUUAGUGGCCAGCAGCAGGAUGGAAAUGGAGGCUUGGAUUCAAGGAGCUGCUGAAGUUAAUGUUGCUGUUCGGUCAAACAUCCUGGUUAGAGUUCAAGAGUUUUUGAAGACUGAGUAGUAUUGCCAGGCCUAAAGCUAGAGAUGCUUGUGUCAGACAAGUUAUGUGUGUGUGUGUGUGUGUGUGCGUAUGUGUGUGCGUAUGUGUGUGCGUAUGUGUGUGCGUAUGUGUGUGCGUAUGUGUGUGCGUCUGUGUGUGCGUCUGUGUAUGUGUAUGUGAGAGAAAAAGAGAGUAUCAUGUCCAUACAAACAGCUAGCAGGGCUAGCUCAUGCAUCCCUCUUUUCCCCUCAUCUGAAGACAAAUGGACUUAUAGAGCUUAGUGUUUUCUAUGUAUGUGUAUAUACCUACGGUAUACUUGUGUACAUAUGUCCAGAAAAAUUUUAUAAUUUUAUAAAAUGAAAAUAUAGUAAAUACUAUAUUUGAACUGCCAGCAAGAUGUAAAUGAAGUACAAAGGUGAUUUAAAAAUCUGUUAUUGUUUUAUGUUUUCAUUGUGAGAGGUGGUGUGAAAAUUAAAGAACAAUUUAAUUCAACAUCA